Molecule: messenger RNA, 1492 nt
Organism: Xiphophorus couchianus (Monterrey platyfish)
Lineage: Eukaryota; Metazoa; Chordata; Actinopteri; Cyprinodontiformes; Poeciliidae
Gene: timm13
Product: translocase of inner mitochondrial membrane 13 homolog (yeast)
Exons: 3
Coding region: 110-397 (95 amino acids)
Source: RefSeq, a predicted model, not a curated record
GUCUAGCGUCUUCCUUCUUUGUCAAGGGCACUGGAAACUGUAUGAAACCUUGCAGCUGUAGUCUGCACGUGUGGCCGUAAACCAGCUUAAUAAAGUAUCUGAAGUAGAGAUGGACGGGUUCGGGUCAGACUUCUCAGCAGGAGGGUCCGGCGGUAAAAUAGACGCCGGGACCAUCAUGGAGCAGGUUAAGGUCCAAAUCGCGGUGGCUAACGCUCAGGAGCUCCUGCAGAGAAUGACUGAUAAAUGCUUCAAGAAGUGCAUAGGGAAGCCUGGAAGCUCAUUGGACAAUUCUGAACAGAAAUGCAUCGCCAUGUGCAUGGACAGAUAUAUGGACGCCUGGAACACCGUGUCCCGAACAUACAACUCCAGGCUGCAGAGAGAACGAGCUCGAAUGUGAAAGAACUUCAAAACACGCUACCUCCUUCUCUUUGUCGGGUCGCUGCUGCUAGAAUGAGGACCAGCACAGUGCCGCACUGGAGCAGGUGUACAACGUCAGCAGCACAACACCCCCUCGUCUGUCACUAUCAUAGACAGAUGAGGCCUGUGGACACUGACCCGUAACAGAAUCUUUGUGGACAUCUUUAUUUUUACUUUUGAGGAAAAGUUUGCCAAUAUAGUUUAAUUAUUCCUGUUAUAUGUAAUAAAUGCAGUAACAGAUGGUGCAAAGGUUGUUGUUUAACUGGAAAAAUGAUCGGACUGGACAGAAACACUUUACAUGCUAACAAGGGUACAUGGAAGAAAAAACAGAAGAAAAUGAAGCCACACUGGUGAAGCCUGCAGAUAGACCCUGUAAAACCCUGUUAAAUCCCCUCCUAGAACUUAUGCAUUUACACUCUAUAAAUCACAAAUGCCACUCAAUAUCUAUGCAUCUUUUUAAUUGAUUUCCCCUCUAGUUAUGCAUUUUGCCUGCAGCUACAUCCUCCUCGGACGCUCACAAAUCUGGCUUAGACUAAGUUGGCUGACAGUUGAUGUGUUAAUGUUAUUGGAUAAAGCUUGCUAACUCCUCCAGCCUGCAGGUGGAGAGGAUUUCACCUGGAAUCCUGUCUCAGAAUGCCACUGGGGCUCUGAGCCAAAACAUAAACAAGCAAAACUUUUUACCUAAUUAUAAUAAACAUAAUGUGGUCCUGUUGGCAACAUUAACUGUAACUUUAAAGUCUCACAACUGACAUUCACAGCCCUCCAUCCAGCCUAUAUCAAGCUACAGCUGAAGAACAAAACUGUUUUGUCUGACAUGUUUCCUAUGUGUUACUCUAGCUGCUGCCCUUCCACAGUGGUGGGCUUGUUUCAGCCGGGCUCUGCUUCACACAGUCAGGAUACAGCACUGUUCUCAGCUCUGUGUGUGUAGCUGCUCAGGCAUACAGGGAAGUACAACCCACCUGCAUAGUUUGAGUGAGAGAAGCCUGUAAGCACCGACUGCAGAGGAAUUGUGUGCAAAAAGAAAUUAUUUUAAUUGAAAAAAAGAAAAGAAUAAAUCUGGUUAAUCAGAAACUUC